This is a messenger RNA of Podarcis lilfordi (Lilford's wall lizard), 6593 nucleotides long. The record is from the annotation of a GenBank genome assembly. Lineage: Eukaryota; Metazoa; Chordata; Lepidosauria; Squamata; Lacertidae.
AGGAGCGGCCGUUGCUCUCUCUCUCGCGCGCGCUUGAUUUGAACGUGAGGCGACAGUUGGCCAUCGAGGGGGCGGCUGAGGCGCCGCGUUGCUCGAGGCCCUUGGUCGGCGGCUGAGGGCCUGGCUCCGGCCCCUUCCUCCGAGAUGGUCGGAGAGGUCGUGCUCAACGUUUCUCGCCCGUCGGGUUCUUCCCGGCUCUUCCUCGGCUCAAAGGCAGAAGGGUAGAGGCGAGGGCGGCCUUCGCCUCCUCCGCCUUCCUGAGGUGACACAGCAGUCGUGGGAGCCGCUUCGUACAUCGCAGUGGCGCCUCCAAGCGGUGCCCCCAGCUUCCCCUCGUUUCCUUCGCCGCUGGGCAAGGGAAAGGUUGGCCGUUUCCAACGCCUCCUGGAAACGGUGAGCUUUGGGCGUCAAAUUUACGAAUUCAUAAUCCGGAUAUGCGCAUCAAGUUACCGACGUGUUAACACGUUGCAUUCCGUUUACCAUUUUUUAAAAAAAAAAUUAAGGGUCAAUGUAAGUUCGAGCAGAUUCUAAAACUGCCCUGAGAAGCAGGGAUGUAAACCUAAACAAACAGUUCCUUCCAUAGAAAAAGCUCCUAAUAGCAGAGCCAGUGCAGAUGCAAUGCAAGGAAUUGUGAUCGGAUCUCCCCUCCUUGCUCAUAAAGUAGCCACAGAGCGAUGUCAGGAUGUCUUCAUUUUGAUUAUAUAUAUAUAUAUAUAUAUAUAUAUAUAUAUAUAUAUAUAUGUUUUUAAGGUUGGUCUCUUCUGUGAACCGCCCUGAGACCUCCGCGUAUAGGGCGGUAUAUCAAUUCAAUAAAUAAUAACAAUUGCACUUUGGCCAAUUCUGGUUGUGCAACAGCAGCUGUUUGCACAGCUCUUACACAACAAACCUGCUUCCCCCCCAAAGGUCAGACUUUCGCACUAUCAUGCCUUGGAAGUGUGGAAUGACGCAACAUUUUAUAUUCCUCCUGCAAACAAAUUGGGAUGCAUGUUUGAGGGGGAAGGGACGACCUUGGUGAUCUGGAAAUUGCCCAAGACACAGGACGCUAAGUAUAAAAGGGAGGUCCAGUCUUUGGGAGAAGAGGCAUAAACCUAGUGCUUUUCCUGUAAAAUUUUAUGCCUAACAACUCAGUCACUGGUGCUCUUCCCUGUUUUGCAAAACCUGUGGCAAUCACAGAUCAGGCUUAAACUUGAAGCUGAUACAUAGGUGCUUGUGGGCACUUUCCUCCUAAGGCAAAUGGCCUUAGUCCAACAAAGUUGAUGUUGAAAAAUCGUUGUUUCAACACUGGUGAUCUUUGCUUCUAACAGCUGUAUUGGCAGUAGAGGGUUUCACAGACUUAAUAAUAACAGCUUUGAAAGGGAUUUUGAAUUGGUUCCACUGGCUUCCUUAUUUUAUUUAUUUAAAAAAUUAAAUUUCUAUACCACCUUUCAUGCCAAGGAUCACAGGGCAGUUUACAAUAUAAAGACACAAAAAUACAACAACAAAAAUCUCCACACAGUUUAAAUUUUUUAAAAUAAAUUUUAUUAGAGUUUAUAAAGAGAGAUACAGAACUUAAUACCAAAUAUCUUUUUUUAUCCGACGCUAGUCUAAAUAAUGUAUCCUUGCGAGAUGCCUGUGCCACAAGAUGAACAUACUAGGAUGAAUAAAGAACCAUUGGUUUAUUCCAUGAAAUAAAAGAGGAAGAGUAUAAAGGGGCUGAUUCAGGCAGCAACAUUACAGAUGUGCAAGCAGCUGUGAGAAUUUGCCAUAGUACCAAAGGUAAGGUGGUGGUUGGUAGAACUGAUCCAGAAGCAAGCAGAGUGCAAAGUCAGGGAUAGUGUUACUGUAUAAGAAUUCUAAGGUUUCAAAUACAGAAUAAAUAUUCAUAAAUGCUCAUAUACCUAAACAUAUAAACCAUGUGUCUGAAGUGUGCAGGAGAGCAAUCCUGAAGCCAUUUUGACUCUCCCAGUGACCUCAAAUAUUCCUCUGCUGUUUGAGAUUGCUUUUAAUAUAAAAUAUGCCCCUCGGUGAAUCAUGUCAACUGCGCAGAUGUAGUAGUAAACUAAAAAGUUCAGAUUGGGGCAACUAUGCAUGUAUCCUGCACUGCAAGCCCCUAAGCGCCAUGCCACACACUGCAACCCCAUACACCCCACAUUGACCCCCACAAAAAAACUCGAACUGCUCUGGCACUGAUGGCCCCUUCACACAGAAAAUCCCCACACAUCCUGCUCAGGGCUGGAUUUAGGUUUGAAGAGGCCCUAAACUAUUAAAGGUAAUGGGGCCCUUUAUAUGUCCACCUGUCCUUUGUCAACAACAAAUUGUCACUGUUUUUGUGUUUUGAAUAUAUGCUAUAUAUUAUAGACCUAAUAGGUAUCCAAAGCCAUUUGCACAUAACAAAAUAUGUAUUUUAUCAAAGUAAUGGUUGAACUGAUAUGCAAUUAACAAGUACAUUAAUAGUGAAAUAAUUAUUAACCUCUAACUUUAAAUUAUUUUUUAUUCAUAACAAACUUAAUAAUGCAAACACAUUGGCAUUUGGCAAUAACAAAAGUUCCUUUAGAAGCACAAUUUACAAAGACUCAUAAUCUAGUCUCUAGAAACUUGCUAUAACAAGAAAUAAUAUAUGAUGCAAACUACUAAUUAUAAAUAGCAGAUUGUAGGCACCCUAUAUAUAGAAACGAGCAAACCAGUGAUAUUUUAGGUAACAGGCGGGGCCCAUUAUUUUCAUCACAGGUGCCUACACAACACAAAACACUGUUGCUUUAUGUAGGUUUUAUUUUUUUUGUUUUUUUAUCUUGCGUUUUGGAAAUGUGCAUCCAGGUUUUUUUCCUUUAAAAUUUUUUUGGGGGGCCCAAGAGAGUAGGGUCCUAAGCUAUAGCUUGUUUAGCUUACACAUAAUUCCAGCACAGGAACGCAGGUGGCGCUGUGGGUUAAACCACAGAGCCUAGGACUUGCUGAUCAGAAGGUCGCGGUUCGAAUCCCCGCCACGGGGUGAGCUCCCGUUGCUCGGUCCCUGCUCCUGCCAACCUAGCAGUUCGAAAGCACAUCAAAGUGCAAGUAGAUAAAUAGGUACCACUCCGGCGGGAAGGUGAACGGCAUUUCCGUGCGCUGCUCUGGUUCGCCAGAAGCGGCUUAGUCAUGCUGGCCACAUGACCUGGAAGCUGUCUGUGGACAAAUGCUGGCUCCCUUGGCCAGUAAAGCGAGAUGAGCGCCGCAUCCCCAGAGUUGGUCACGACUGGACCUAAUGGUCAGGGGUCCCUUUACCUUAAAUCCAGCACUGAUCCUGCUACAGGGCUCAGUUGUUCUGAAAAGAUUGCCAUAUGCCUAUAUUCUCAUCUUCUGCACUGGCUAGGGAGAUGUAUAAUUAAUCUAAAGUAGGUAAUAAAAACCAUCAGGUGCCCAUGUCUCUCCUGACACAGAGAGACCAAAAGAACAGCUAGAGCAAAUAAAAGUAAAGCAUUUGCAGGGCAGGACCAUGCUGCUCAAGUCUGCAGCUGCUUGAGACAAAAAAAACCCACAAGGGAAGCAAAUAUACCACUGAAGACUAGUUUCAAAUCCUUCCAUCCCAACAUUUUUCAGCGCAGUUUUGGUGUGAAAGAGUUCUGCCAUGGGAAAAAGGUUUCCCCUUAUAUUUAGGAAAAGCUUGUAACAAAUUUAAACCAACAUUCACUUUGGGUUACUACAGGACCGCGGAGUACACUGCUGCAAUAAAGUGUAAGAAUACCCCCUAAAUGAGAUUAUUUCCCUCUUAAAGACAGCAAAUACAGUUUUUAAGUUCCUCUGACGGGCAAGAUUACAAGUGCAUGCACAAACAAUGUUAUUGGUGAGUUUGUGUGUGUGUGGAGUUUAUUAACAAUAUUUCUUUCCACCCUUUGAGAUCUUUGAGGACUGGAAGCAACAGAUAAUAACAAGCCCCACCAUCGAGACUCUGCGACUGAGUUUCUCUUCUCCUCUGGCUUUGCUGUUUUCUGCCCUCCUGCUAACAUGGAAGCAACAUGCCUAGUUGUCUUGCUCAGGUUAUGCGUCCAGAUAUUAGCCUUCCCUGCUUACUUGCUGUGGUAUCUGGGUAUCUGGGAACCCCUUUGCAAGAAGUUAUUCCCCUACUUCAUGUCUGUGAUGACAAUCAGUUAUAAUAAGCAGAUGUCCGACAAGAAAAGGGAAAUGUUCAGCAACCUGAAGGACUUUGCCAGCCCCACGGGGGCCCUCACACUGCUGGAGAUUGGCACAGGAACUGGCUCCAACUUUCAGUUCUACCCUGCGGGAUGCAAAAUCAUAUGCACUGAUCCGAACUCCAACUUCCAGAAGUUUCUCAACAAGAGCCUGGCUGAAAAUCCACACGUGCAGGUGGAACGCUGUUUGGUGGCUCCGGCUGAGGACCUGCACCAGGUACCAGCUGCAUCGGUGGAUGUGGUGGUUUCAACGCUGGUGCUAUGCUCUGUGAAGAGCCCAGAGCAAGUUGUGAAAGAAGUCCUGCGGGUGCUGAGACCGGUAAGUAGCUCACGCCGUGGGAAGAACAAGCACAAUUCAGUAACUGCAGGGGCAUGCUGUAUUCUCAGGUGUUAGUCAAUUCUAUAUCCAUUAGGGAAUCACAAAUGCAGGUAGAUGGAUUCGGAUCCCUUGUUUCUGCAUAAACCAAUUUGCUUCUGAGCUAUUUACAUUCUCAUAAGUUGCAAACGUUGGGAUCACUUCCUUGCUUUUCUCCCUAACUACAGUUAGGAAGAAACAAUCCCACACUCUGUGUUACUGAGAGCACCUUACACAGAUCUAGACAUGCCUCUUAUUAUUUUGUCCGUUGUUGUUGCGCACUUGUGAAAGACCAAACAAAUUUUUAAACAUGCUUGUCUCUGAUGUUGAAACUAAUAAGAGGGUUGGGCAGGAACGCCCAGUAUACCUGAAGCAGCCUCUCCACUCCCGUCGUUCAGCCCGGACACUGAGAUCCAGCUCCGAGGGCCUUCUGGCGGUUCCCUCACUGUGAGCAGUGAAGGGAACCAGACAGAGGGCUUUCUCGGUAGUGGCACCCACCCUGUGGAAUGCCCUGCCAUCAGAUGUCAAGGAAAUAAACUUUUAGAAGACAUCUGAAGGCAGCCCUGUUUAGGGACGUUUUUAAUGUUUGAUCUUUUAUUGUGUUUUUAAUAUUCUGUAGGGAGCCAUCCAGCGUGGAUGGGGAAACCUGUAUCUAUGUAUGUAUGAAUAAAUAAAUUAUUGUUAUUAUUCCUCCUCCUCACAUUUCAGCCUCUCUGCAUUUGUUUUGUGUCUAUCCCCACCUGCCUUUUAAAAAAAAAUAAAAAUAGAAUGAUUCAUGUUUGGGAAUGGCUUUUUAAACACAUUAUAGCCUCUCCUUCCUUGUGCAGUAUAGUGAGUAAAAUGUAUCUGUUUCACCCACUGAGAUUUCCUUGACAUCUUCCAUCUCUGCUUACCAAUGAAACUGGCAAAGUCGGGGGCAAACUCAAAAUCACCCUUGGCUGAGCUGUUAACUGACUCUAGUGACAGAUCUCAUACCCUCCAACAUUUAUUUGAUGAAAAUAGAGACAUCCUAUUAAACAGCAGCAGCAGCAAUUGUAUUAUUGGUUGCCCCAACCACUCUGGGCUGCUUUCAACAUACAUAAAAAAAAAUUUCACGUUGGCAAAAAGCGGUUGUGAAAAGCUCCAAAAGGAUUUCUCCAAACCAUAGAACCAGCUCCUAGGGGCCGAGGUCCCAUUGACCCCACUAAUAAAAUAUUUGAGGGGGCCGGGAACCCCCAAAGGUGAUGGGCAAUACGAUUAAAAUGGAGUGUGUCUGUGUACUACUUCUUGUGGUCGAUUAUAUGGGGAGGGGCAUACCUGGCCUUCCCCAAUAUUUUAUUCAAGUUGCCACUCCUGCUCCAAACUGAGCGAAUGGGCAUUAAAAUGGCCUAUGAAGAUGUUGAUGAAGAUGUUGACCCAGCUUGUAGCAGCUGUGAGAAAAGGCAAAUGAUGGAGAUGUGUAAUAUUAUGCUCGGAAUGGAGAAAGCGGACAGAGAAAUCAUAGAAUUGUAGAAUUAGAAGGGAGCCUGGAGAUCAUCUAGUCCAACCCCCUACAAGGCAGGAAUAUGCAGCUGUCCCGUACAGGGAUCGAACCUGCAACCUUGGUGUUCUCAGCACCAUGCUCUAACCCACUGAGCAGUCUGUGUUCCUCUCAUAAGACUAGAACCCCAAAGCCAUCCAAUGCAGCUGAAUGUGGGAAGAUUCAGGACAGAAUUCAGGGGAACAGUGGCUGUUGCCAUGAAAAAUUAACAGCACUCUGAUACCAUUAGCGCUGAUUGUGCAAAGGAAUAUCUGAGGAACUCCAAAGGAGAAUAGAAAGUAACUUAUAUGCAUUCAUUUCUGUUUCUCCAGGGUGGUGCUUUCUACUUCCUAGAACACGUUGCAGGUGCUCCUUCCAGCUGGACUCUUUUCUGGCAGCAGAUCUAUGAUCCAAUUUGGAUAUGUCUGUUUGACGGGUGCCACUUGGCCAGAGAAACCUGGAACGACCUGGAAAAAGCUGGCUUCUCAGAGCUGAAGCUGCAACACAUACAUGUCCCUUUAAAAUGGCAACCUAAUAAGCCGCAUAUCAUAGGUUAUGCUGUAAAGUAGCUUGGAAAUAAAUUACUGAACAAAAUCUC